CCCCGCCCCGGCGGUGGUUUUGUGUGUGCGCUUCUGGAGUCCGGGGCCCGAGCUAAACAAAAGCAGGAGCCGGCGGGGCUGCCGGAGUUUGCGGAGCCGGAGGAGGAGCGAGCCGCGCUGCGCCCGCCGGGCGGGGGGCUGGGGCUCGGGCUCGCCCACCCCUCGGCGGCCGCUCGGCCCGGUGGGGGCGGGGGAAAGUUUGCCUCGCCAGCCCCCUGCCUGGCGCUGCCUUCUCCCGACCCGAGCCUGUUUGCAAAGGGAUUAAGCCGCCGAUCCGCGCGCCGGAGCCCGUUCGUGCCUUGCGAGGAGCCGGACCGCGCGCCCGGGGCCAGCUCCGCUCUCUUCCGUCCAGGGGGAAGGGGGCUCGUUGUCCUCGCGCUCCGGGAGUCGACACCCUUCUCCCCGGCAGCCCUCCCCCGCGCCCCGCGCCCCUCCACGCCCCCUCCCCCGCCCGCGCCCCAGCCUCCCACCGCCCUGCCAAGAGGGAGGCAGAGGGAUUUUUUUUUCUUCGGCGCUUCUUCGCCUGCCCUGUUUAUCCUGCCAAGGAUCCGGAGACAGCCGGCCGGGUCGGAGCCCGCAGCUGCCCGGGGCCGCGCGCACGAGCCGGGGCCGGGCCGGGCGGCGCGGCGCGGACAUGGACGAGCAGCCCAGGCUGAUGCACGCCCACGCGGGGGUCGGCAUGGCCGGGCACCCCGGCCUGUCCCAGCACUUGCAGGACGGCGCCGCGGGCGCCGAGGGGGAGGGCGGCAGGAAGCAGGACAUCGGGGACAUCCUCCAGCAGAUCAUGACCAUCACGGACCAGAGUUUGGACGAGGCGCAGGCCAGAAAACACGCUUUGAACUGCCACAGAAUGAAGCCGGCCUUGUUCAAUGUGCUGUGUGAGAUCAAAGAGAAAACAGAGUGGAAGUACUCUCGGAUUGAUCGUGGGCUCCGUAGGGCGUCCGGCCCCGGCCCCCCGCAGGAGGGGGCCAGGUUUCUGGGAGCGUCCUUGUCAGGCCGGCUGCCUCGUCCCCCCCCCUCGGCUCCCAGCGCCCGGCCCACGGGGGCGGAGGGCCUGGAGGCUCUGAAGGGAAGUUUGUAGGACGACGUGCCUUUUGGGGGAAAAUGUGAAAGUAAACGUCCAUUUCCUGAAGGAGCACAUCUUGGCCCACAUUUCAAACACUCAUUUCGGGGGGAGUUGUGUAAAGUUCCCUUCCCCCGGUCUCGCUGUCACAGGGAGCAGCAGCACCCAGAGGCCCUCGCCAGGGCCUGCAGAGCGGCCGCCUCUGCAGCAGCAGGCUCCGGCCGGGGGAGGGCCUGCG
Messenger RNA from Phyllostomus discolor (pale spear-nosed bat), 1301 nucleotides. RefSeq names its product PBX homeobox 1 (gene PBX1). Lineage: Eukaryota; Metazoa; Chordata; Mammalia; Chiroptera; Phyllostomidae. The coding region runs from base 635 to 1081 and encodes 148 amino acids. The transcript is spliced from 3 exons. Gene Ontology annotation, molecular function: DNA-binding transcription factor activity. Gene Ontology annotation, cellular component: nucleus. The record is from RefSeq and is a predicted model, not a curated record.